GGACGUGUUGUUGUCUUUAGCUCAGCGUUUGCUAGCACACAAAAGAAUAUUCUUCUGUCUCCGUACCUGAUGUCGCGAAUAUAACUGCCAGGAUGAUGGAAUCGUGCCUGAACCACAAGCCUGGUAGACGGGAACAGACAGAGGUCGACGAACUGAAGAGAGACCUCUCAUCAGAGUUCAGUCCCUUACCAGACCCGCAGCGUUCCAGCGGUGAGGAGAGAGAACACCUUCAGGUCUACCUCCGAAUCCGACCCUUCACCUCGGCAGAGAGCAAUAAUGGAGAGUCACAGGAUUGUGUUGCCAUCGAGCCUCCUGACACAGUUCUGCUGAAGCCUCCCAGUCUGUCCCUCUCAGGGAGGCUUAGCUCAGACAAAUCACUUCCACAGACUGGGCAGCGCUUCCAGUUCUCAAAGGUGUAUGGUCCUGAGACGACACAGAGAGAGCUGUUUGAAGGCACAGUAAAGGAUUUGGUGAAAGACGUCCUUGAAGGGGGAAACUCUCUGGUUUUCACUUAUGGAGUCACCAACGCAGGGAAGACCUUCACAUUCUUAGGUCCAGAUGCUGAUGCCGGUAUCCUGCCCAGGUCUCUUAAUGUGAUCUUCAACAGUAUUGAUGAGCAGGUUUUCAGUGGAAUGAGCAUCAAACCUCACCGCUGCCGAGAGUUCACACGACUCACGAAGGAGCAGCAGACUGAGGAGGUGUUGUUCAAGAGAAACCUCUUCAAGCAACUUAAAGAGAGUGAGAAGAGCAACGCCAGCCUUUUGAACUUGACCAAUAAGACUCUCCUUGAAGGUGCCUCCAUACUGGGGGUGUCUGGAGCAGCAGAGGACAAAAUCAGCCUGGAGGUGGAAACGCACACGAAGUUCUCUGUCUGGGUUUCUUUCUGUGAAAUCUACAAUGAGAACAUUCACGACCUCCUGGAGGUCGUACCCAGUGGGGCUCCGAGGAGGACAGUGCUGCGUCUGUCCCAGGAUGUCAAGGGCAACGCUUUUGUCAAAGAUCUGCGUUGGAUUCAGGUAAAUAGUGCAGAAGAGGCUUACAAGGUGAUGAAGCUGGGCAAGAAGAACCAGAGCUUCUCCUCCACCCGACUCAACCAGCUCUCCAGCAGGAGUCACAGUAUUUUUUCCAUUCGCAUUUUGAGGAUUGAGGAUAUUGGGACUCCAAGGGUCCACACAGUCAGUGAGUUGUGUCUGUGUGACCUGGCUGGCUCGGAGCGAUGUGCCAAAACCCAGAAUAAGGGAGAUCGUCUGAAAGAAGCUGGAAACAUCAACACCUCACUGCUCAUCCUGGGAAAAUGCAUCAACGCACUGCGACACAAUCAGCAGGCAAAGCUGCUUCAGCAUGUUCCUUUCAGGGAAAGCAAGCUCACACACUACCUGCAGGGCUUUUUCUGUGGUCGAGGUAAAGCCUGCAUGAUCGUCAACAUCAACCAGUGUGCCUCCAUGUAUGACGAGACCCUCAACGUCCUCAAAUUCUCUGCUGUGGCACAGAAGGUUGUGGUUCUGUCCACAAGGCUCCUUCCCACCAUACCCCAGAGGUCUGCCAGUGAGGUAUCCUUCAUCAUCGACAAUGCUGACAGGAAGGCUCUUCAGAGCAGCAGGAGGAGCUCCUUGAAUGGCUGGGAGAGUAGCCUCGAGGAUGUUCAGGAGGAUGUUGGUGAUGAGUAUGAGGAAGAAAACAGCCUGAUGGAGGACACAAUGGAUCAGACUGGCAAUGAAGACGAUGAUGAUGAUGAAAAUGAUGAUAAAAUUCUCAUCAGUAAAAAGACGCACCAGAGGCAGGCGGCUGUGUUGAAACAGCUACAGGUGCAGCUGAAGAAGGAGCGAGCGGAGAGUCUGCUCAUGGAGGCGCGAGUGAGAGAGGAGAUCAGCCGAGAGUUCUCCGAGCUGUUCUCUGAGAUGCAGAACGACUACAAUGACCGUCUGGGGAGGGAGAGAGAGAUCUUGGAGGAGCGAGCAGAAAGGAGACUCGAGAUCUUCAAGAACCUUAUCGACAAAAUGGCCAAAGCUGGAACCAGUCAAGACACACAGGCCAUGGACACGUCUCUGGACUCCUACUCCUCUGAAUUAGCAGACAUAAAGAAGGCCGCUGAGGCUGCUCAGAGGUGUCUGGGUUCAGACCAAGCAGGGCCUUGUGGAGACAGAAGUGACGCUGUCGAGGAGCUGGAGAGGAAGGUGCUGGAACUGAAUGAGCACCAGCGGAAAGUGGAAGAGCAGAUGACUAAAAAACACAAUGGUGAAACCUUUGGAGUAGAGGAUGAGGAGAAAAAGCAGCUUCUCGCUCAGCUCCAGGAGAAGCUGUCAGAGAUCGCCCGGCUAGAGAAACAAGUGGCAGACCUGCAGAGGGCAGCAGAGCUGGGCUCACAGGGCCGCACCUUGCUGGUCGAGGAGGGGAGUUCAAGUGAGAGAGAACAGCUGCAGGAGGCGUUGACUGUCCUUGAGAAGGAGAAGAAAGCCAGAGAAGCUGCCCUCGCUGCUUUGGAAUACCAGACUAUGGGCAAAGAGGAGGCACUGGCAUCCUUAGAGGAGGAGAGGAAAGCAAGGGAGGAGGCCCUCGCCUCACUUGGGGAGCUGAGGCAAAGCAAAGAGGAGGCGCUAGCAUCCCUCGAAGAAGAGAGAAAAGAGAAAGAAAAAGCCAUAGCAGCGUUUGCAGAAAUGAAACAAAGCAGAGAGGAGGCUCAGUCUUUUCUGGAGAUGGAAAGGAAGGAGAGCUGCAGGCUGGUUGAGGAGAGAGAAAAGAGGCAACAGGAGGGUGAUGCUCUCCAACAGGAAGUCAGAGAGCUAACGGCCAAACUGGAAGCCGCUGAGCACCAGGUUACGAUCGAGACUGCGAGAGCCGAACAAGCACUGGUCCAGCUACAGUCUGCUCAGGCUCAGCUGGGUGAACACGCAAAGGAGAUCCAGGAGAAAACAUCCCAGAUCCACACCCUGACGCUGGAAACUCAAGGCCUGAAACAGGAACUGCAGGCCCCAGCAGCAUCAUCCGGUUGUGUCACUGAUCAGCCGAGGGAAGAGGUGUCAGAGUUUAGGGAGAAUCUGGCUGAUGAGAAGGAGGAAAGUGAGAGCAAGCACAGACAAAUACUGGAGCUGCAGCAUGAGCUAGCACAGGCAAAGGAACAGCUGGCACACACACAGCAGCUGGAACAGUUGAAUGAGAAGCUCACUGAACAGGAAGAAGCUUCAAAACAGCAAGUUGAAGAGCUGAGAAAGAAGCUUCAGGACCAAGAGGAGAUGUUGCAGCGACCACUGGAUGAGCUCAGAUCCAAGCUUGAAUGUCAAGAGCAUGCUUCCAAAGAAGAAGCAGACCAGCUAAGAGCAAAACUUGAGGAGCAAACACAAGCCUGGGAAAAACAGGUAGAGGAGCUCAAUGAGAAGCUGCGAGAACAGAAGGUGAUAUCACAACAGCAGCUGGAGGACUUAAAACACAAACUCAGUGAACAAAAAGAAACUUCUGACAAGCUCUUUGAUGAUCUGAAGCAAAAGUUUGAUGAGCAGACACAAACUGCAGAGCUGCUCAAGGCCGAACUAGAGGAGGCUAGGUUCAAAGGUUCACACAGUUCUGCUGCAGAAGAAGACCUCAAGAGGUUAAACUCUGAUCUCCAGACAGAGGUUGCGUCCCUGAGGGCAAAGGUUUCCAACAUGGAAGAAACACAGGAGUCUCCUUGUAAAACCGAAGCUCAGCUAGCCUCUUCUGAAAUGGAGAGAAUGCUGAAAGAAAAGAACAAGCAGAUGGAGGAGAAGCUAGCAGAGUCUGAGAAAGCGUCGGCAGAGAGAGAGGCGGAGCUGCAGAAAAAGCUGCUGGAAAAGGAAGCACAGGUAACCACCCUGCAGAAGAGCCUGCAGGAGGUGCAGGAGCAGCGAGAGGAGGAGGAGAGCCAGGCGGUCCAGGAGACCCGGCGCAGGGAGGUGGAAAGGCGCAGGGAGCUGCUGGCCGUGGCACACGAGGCCAUCGCUCAGAAGGACGAGGAGCUGGAGAAGAGAGCAGAGGAGAUCAGCAGACUAAAGGAAAAUGCCAAGCAGGACUCAGAGAAAGUCAAGAGCCUCGGCCUCGACCUGCAGAGGAAAGAAGACGACGCAUCAGACCUCAAAGAGAAACUGGCCGACUACAAGAAGCAGAUGCAGCAGGUUCAGAAGGAGAUUUCGGCCAUGAGAGAAGAAGAAAAGGCUUUGAGGCAGAAGCUGGCUGACAUGGAGAAAGCCAGGAAGCAGCUUCAGUCUGAGCUCACCAACAGAGACAGAAUCAUUCAGCAGCUCAGAGUGGAGCAAUCAUCUGACUCCAAGUCUGACCAGACACUGCAGCUCUACCAAAAGUCCUGCAAAGACCUUGAAGCCAAGGAGCGCAUUCUGGAGGACAUGCGUUUGGCUCUGACGGAGCAGGAGGAGACACAGGCGCAGAUGGACGAGGUCCUAGAAGAGAAACUUAACCUUAUCCAGGAACUCUCCAGUGAGGUGGAGAAAUUGAAGGGGAUGUUGUUACAGCAGGACCGUGGAAACAACACACACCGUCAAGGUGACAGCCAAUCAGAUGACCUCAAACUGGCUGAACAGAAAGCUGCCCAGGCUCAGGAGAGCUUGAAGCUGUGUACGGGGAAACACCAGGCUGAACGUAAAAAGUGGCUGGAGGAGAAGCUGUCCCUGAUCGGCCAAGCUAAAGAGGCGGAGGACAAGAGGAAUCAAGAAAUGAGGAAGUUCGCCGAAGACAGGGAACGCUACACCCGGCAGCAGCACCAGCUGGAGUCCCUGUCGUCUCAGCUUGCUGAGAAAGAGCAGACCAUGGAGAAGUGGAGGAAGGAGAGAGACACUCUGGUAGCAGCUUUGGAGGUCCAGCUACAGAAACUUCUCUCCAGCCAAGCAGAGAAGGACAAACACAUCCAGCAGCUACGCCAAAACAACGCUCAGCCGCCACAAGAGUGUGGUGAUGGUGGAGCUGGCGUGGCAGAGCUGCAGGCUGCUCUGUGUGAGAGGGAGGCAGACAUCCAGCGACUGAAGGAAGAGCUCAAGGCCUCGGCAGCCAGACAGGCGGACACAGUCACACAGACUAAAAGCAAUGAGAGCCCUGCUACAUUGGUAGGGAAACCCCCGAGUGAAACCAUCAACAGGAAGUCGGCAGCAAGGAGGGAUACCAGAGCGUCGGUGAGCAGUCAGGGCUCAGCUGGCUGUCCGUCAGUGUUGGACUCCUCUGAGAUUUCCACAGAAAAUGGCAAGACGAGCCGCUUCCCUCGGCCGGAGCUGGAGAUCUCCUUCAGCCCUCUUCAGCCCAACCGCAUGGCUCUGCGACGCCAGGGAGAGGAGAGCGCUGUCACGGUCAAAAUCACCCGCUCCGCUCGCAAGAGAAAGAGCGGAGAGAUGGAAAAGUCUCACAUUUUCAGGAGGAGUAAACGACGAGCAACACACGAGGAAGAGGUGGAGGCAGAGAACAGAAGGAACACAAGGACCAAACUGACGCCAAAGCUGACCCCACACCAAGAGGAGAUCUCCUCCACAGCGGGUCGCCACGACUCCCGCAGCAGCAUCCGCAGCAGAAAGGAAGGAACGCUACAGAAGAUCGGAGACUUCCUGCAGAGCUCCCCCACGCUGCUCGGCACUAAAGCCAAGAAGAUGAUGAGUCUGGUGAGCGGCCGGGGUGAUGCCGACUCCGCGGCCUCCUCUUCCUCCUCUUCAUCCCUCAGUCUGAGAGCCAAGAAGAACAAAAGGAAACUCUACAGGCCUGAAAUUUCCUCCCCCAUGGACAUGCCCGCACACCCGAUCAUCAGCAGAGAGCCAGAGGAGAAAGAGAGCGACCAUCAGAUCAUUAAGAGGCGCCUUCGCUCCAGGAUGGCGAAGUGAUUAACCUUCAUGCAAACGGUCGUAGCAUUUAGCUGCUUACCAGCCCAGCACACGUUUCCAUGUCACAGUGGCUGGAAAGUCUCAGUAUUUAACUGUUCAAAUAGAUUUUUAGACAAGUCACUUUUCUGCAGCUGCUUAUGUGGAAAGGUGUCAGUUAAAGGAAGAGUUCACGGUUUUGGAAAUUACACUUAUUUGCUUUUCUGCUUUCUGCGGGUGGAGCUACAGCCAGGAGGCAGUUAGCUUAGCAUAAAGACUGGAAGCAGGGGGAAACAGCUAGCCUGGCUACAAGUUGUGUAUUUGUUGUGUAAUCUGUUCACAAACAGAAUAUAACAGCAGUUGGUGGUUUUAAGAGCAGGCACGUGCUGGAACUAAUUCUUUACGAGCAGCAGCUCAUCAAUCCACCGACUCCGUGCAGCUUCACUCUGCUUCCAGUGUUGAUGCUAAUUUCAUUUAAUAAGAGAGGAAUCAAUCCUGUCAUCCACCUCUCUGCCUGUCAUCCACCUCUCAGGAAGCAAACAGGCUUUAAGCAAUACCGAUCAAUAAUCAAUAUUUGGCUGAUACUGUUACGUCCACAUUUACCAUCCAAUGACUCCAGAGUCACUGCACAUUAAUGUUAAACAGUAAGCACUCGAAACUGAAAAUAUCUUUUCUCUAGAUUUUAUAGACAAAAGACACUGACUUUUUUUUUUUUUUUUGCUUUAAUGUGCAAUCUGUUACUGGAGUUUUGUGGCUGUGUUGGAGUUUGCUCUGUAUUUUGUGAAUCACUGCUUUGUUUUUACUUAAUGUGUAAACGACAGCCGUUAAAAUUCAGUGUCGUUUUCCUCAUCUAUCUGAUUUAUCCUGUUAGUUAAAGGCACCAGACAAGUUAAUUUUUUUUUUCACCUUUAGUAAACCACUACCUUACUCACUGGAUCAUUUCCUAACAGUGAUUUAAACACAGAUACUAACUGAACAGGUCUCAUGUUUUCAUAACAGUUCUGAUUUUGUAUUCAGCUGUAGAACAUCAGCCUUUGACCACACACUCGAUAAACUCCUGCUGCACUUUAUCUAUUUCCAAGAACAAAGUUAUGAAAAGGAACAAAAUGUGACAGCACACGAAGGCGAGCAACACGAAGACGAGCAACACGAAGACGAGCAACACGAAGACGAGCAACACGCAGGGAAAACUCCUCAGUGGUUUCACUGUGUCCCCGCCACUGAGACACCACCAUGCAGUCCUCCAGGGGCUGAGCUGCAGCUUUAGGACUUGUAGCUGUCUUUAGAUCACUGUGCUGUUUAAGAUGAAGGAAAGCUGAGUAUCUUUAUUUUGUACACUACAUUCAAAUUGUUAAGGCUGCCUGUAGUUAAAAAGGUUUAAUCUCUAAUGUUUAUGUUCUCAAGUUUUGCACUUUCCUGUCAUAUUAUCAUGUUUAUUUUCCUUUUUCAACCUUCGUUCUAUAGGUCAUAUCAGUUA
This is a messenger RNA of Toxotes jaculatrix (banded archerfish), 7278 nucleotides long. RefSeq names its product kinesin family member 20Ba (gene kif20ba). The transcript is spliced from 35 exons. Gene Ontology annotation, cellular component: spindle microtubule; nucleus. Lineage: Eukaryota; Metazoa; Chordata; Actinopteri; Toxotidae. The record is from RefSeq and is a predicted model, not a curated record. Gene Ontology annotation, biological process: mitotic spindle assembly; microtubule-based movement; regulation of apoptotic process. Bases 93 to 5825 code for a protein of 1910 amino acids. Gene Ontology annotation, molecular function: microtubule binding; plus-end-directed microtubule motor activity; ATP binding.